This is a messenger RNA of Mya arenaria, 3204 nucleotides long. RefSeq lists its product as uncharacterized. The transcript has 8 exons. The record is from RefSeq and is a predicted model, not a curated record. The coding region runs from base 90 to 2213 and encodes 707 amino acids. NCBI's taxonomy places the organism in Eukaryota, Metazoa, Mollusca, Bivalvia, Myida, Myidae.
UUAAUAAUAAGUAACGAGUGUAACAUAAUUGGCAAUGAAUAGACCGAACAAAAACAUUCGCAUUUAUGAAUAAAUAAUUUUGCGGAGAUAUGCAACGACAAUGGAUGAUUGUAUUUGCUCAACUUGCCGUGCUCAAUUCAUUUCUUCUUGCCUCCGUAUGUGCAGCGGAGAACAAGUAUGGGACAAUAUCAGUGGAAGGACCAGCUUUUGUGAACAGGGAGGUAACACUGAAAGCGACACCGUUCUACCCUUGGGGAUGUGACGUAGAAUGGAAGUACAUGAAGGUCGGGGAAACAACAUUCCAAACAAUAACUGGGACAAAUAUUAAAAGAUACUCGGAGGAUGGGUCAUUCAUUUUAAAAUGGAAGGCUUCAAAUGAAUAUAAUGGAUCUACUUUCUACGCUGGAUGUUCAAAAAACCAAACAAUUAAAACAAGCAUGACAUCUAUAAAUUUUACAGAGAGACCAAGUUACCCAGUUCUCGGUCCAAAGUCCCCUGACUUUAAUACAACAGAAUGUAUCUAUGUUUACGAAAGCUCCGAAGUUUAUUGCCAGACUGAAAAUGGAACCGAACCUGUACAAGUUUUACUUCUAAUAGGACAGGUCUCAUAUGUUCUUUCUGAAAGCGAAGGAAACAAAGGGUCGUACCGACUCUACAACGCCUAUCAACAAAUGGCUGGAAUGUUAAGACAGAAUGUGACAUGCCAAGUUUCUUACUCAGCCCAAAAAACACAAUACGAAGUGCGCGGUAACUUAUGUAACGUAGAGACAGGUAGCCUGCCUUUUCUAACAGUUCCUGAAUUCCUUCAAAGAGAAAGCUCUUUAUAUGCCUGUGAGGUGCGAAAUGCUAUCCCAGCUCCGACAAUAGAAAUAUACGUUGACAAAGUCUUGCUAGGUGAUGUUCAACAAACUGAUACAUUUAAUGAAUCAUCUCAUACUUUUACAAGUUCAGCAAAGGUGACAAUGGCUAACAAAUUCUGGAAGGGACAAGAGGUGUGCUGUACCAGAAGCAACAGAUAUGAUUUUGGUCAAAAAGAAGUCUCAGUUUGCAAAAAUAUCAGUAUGAAAUAUCCGUCGUCGGAGAUUUCGAUGUCUGUAAACAAAAUACAUGAGUAUCACAACACGUUUUAUGUAUGUUUAUUAAACAUAUCUUGUGAAACAAAUGAAUCAAAUCCCCCUUGCACAAUUGAAUGGUCAAGUGACAUUGAUAGUUUAAGAAACGCUCGAAGGUACAACUGGACUUACGGUGACAGUGGGAGUUACCGUGUUGUUUCCAACGUGCUUCAAAGUUUUACUGAAGACAUGGUUGGAGGAACUAUUACCUGUUCAUCAAGAUGCCAUCAUUUCCCAUCUCGAUUAUAUAAAGACUAUAAAAUAUCUGUUUCAGAGUUUUUUAUGGAGACGGCUAUUAUAGACGGCUAUAUUAGUCCUAAAAUACUUAACUUAACUUGCCACAGUGGUGAAACAUGCAUACCAUGUACAAUUGUGUGGAGCAGCAACUCCGUCUAUCUUUACCCAAUAUCGACCUCACAAUGGACAAAGAACAGUGGCUCCGGCUAUACAGCUGUUUCAAAUGCUCUAUACUUCAUAACUAAUGAUGUGGACGGAAAACAGAUUCAGUGUUCUGCAAAAUGCGGGAACGAUUCAUCUGAUUCAAAACAUGAAACAUACACAAUUUCUUUUCAAGCUUUUCAAGGUUCGUUUGUUGCCAUUAUAUUUUAUAUUUCACUUAACAAUAUAGUUACAAAAAACUUUCCUAACCAAACUAAAUACCUGAGCAGGAACUGUUACCUAAUUGCAGAAUCAGCUACCAUCUAUGCAUCCGUUGUAACCCAACAAUGGCAUACGGCGGUCCUUUGUGCCUUAUCAGGAACCUUACUACUUGCACUGGUAACAAAGUUGACCGUGCUUCUCUUGCGUCGAUGCAAACCUCAUGCGUAUGAAAGGUUUCUACGUCGAAGAGGACCCGUAGCUAGCGAUCCUAGUAGACAUGUGUACGAUGUUGUUCAGUCUACUGUUGAGACAACUGCACUUCACGCUCUAAGAAUGACAUCUGCUAUUGCCCCUGACAACUUACACACACCUCAACUAUCGGUUAUGGCAGACAACCAAGUCCGCAACAACAGAAACGUAUGCCACUACGACUAUGUGGAUACCUCAUCCGUUCAACAAGACCAAACUACAGCGGCUGGAAAUUAUAUACACGCGAUAUAAAGCAACGAAUCUGACCGAUCAAAGCGUGUUAUUGUAAACACAACCAAUGUCCGCGUACUGUCACUCAUCCGAUACACCCCUGGUCUCAGAUUUUGCGUUGACUACAUGUCAACCAAAGAGGUUGCUUUCUAAGUCAUUUAGAUUACCUGAAGUAAAACCUUUUUGAUUAAGACGGGCUCGUUGCUACGCUCAUUUCACACAUUGUUAAUUUUCAAGACUAACGUCAAUUUAUCUAGUAACUAAUACACACAGUAUAAUUAAUAUUGAUUAAAAAUCAAUUGUACAUAACUAUUAUUAUUGUAAGAAUGUAUAAUUCAUAUUGCAAUAUAUGACUUGCAUUGUAUGUAUCGUGCGUCAUAUUGACGUAAUCUAAACAUACAUUUUGUAUAUAUUGAUACUGAAUAACUUUUCUUCUGCUUAUUCUUACAGAAUUUAUUAAUAAUUAGCGCAUGGACAUAGCUGCAAACAGAGUUGAGAAAAAAGAUACAGUCUAAACUCGCUAUGACGCUCUCUAUUAUCUCGAUUUUCUGGUUACGUCGAACUUAAUCCCUGUCCCGAAUUAAUUCAUUGUAUUUUUAUAUAAAACAAUUCCGCUUAUGUCGAUUUGUUUGUUAUGUCGAGAUCAUAUGUCAGUCCGUGUGGUCGAAUAACACACAUUUCCUUUACAACUGCGAACUGCAGAUCGAGCUGAAGGUGCGAAAUGUACAUGACGAAAAAAGCGUGCGGGUCAAAACAACACGUUGUAAAAAUUAAGUGCGAUUAGUUGUCGAUUGAUGUAUUUAAUGGAGAUACAUUUAUGACGACAUCAUGGGAAAACCCCACUAAGUUAAGAAAUAUAUCAUGAGGAAAUUUCUCUAAAACGUAUAUCAAAAAUAAUCAGGCAUAGCAGUCUAUCUUUAACUAUUGUAAAUGUAUCAUGUAUUUUAUAGUAUGUGUUUGUACUGUAGUGCUUGAAUGUUUGUGUUGUACUAUAUCAAAGAUGUGCUACGCU